Messenger RNA from Porites evermanni, 2683 nucleotides. The record is from the annotation of a GenBank genome assembly. Lineage: Eukaryota; Metazoa; Cnidaria; Anthozoa; Scleractinia; Poritidae.
AUGUGUCGUGCAAACGAGCAAAUGUUUCAAUUAACUACUGAAAAUUCAUUAUCAAAAUCUGAUCCGCAUUGCACCGUAAGUUCCAUUUAAAAGAAAGUUUAAACAAGUAAGGCUUAAUCUAGUCACAUUAAAACGUGCGGAAGCCAACACAUUUACCCUUUAAGGCAAGUCCCGCGUUCACUAUGAGACUUAAAAAUGGCCGGUUUUUGUUUUUUCCUCAGAGUCAUUGCUUGUAGGUUCGAUAGGCGACUUGAAGUUGUCCGCAGUCUCAAGCCACACGUAUCCGAUGAAAACGGUCGGCGAAAAAGCAACUUUUCAAAAACGCUCUUAGCGGUGAAAAUAUGUUGAAAGCCAUUUCCAGUACUCGCGUGUGGAGGAAAGAUUACGGAAAUUUUCGAAAACGAUGACAUAACAGUAUCUGGUCUCAAGUGGGCGAAAAAUGAUUCCUGCACCGCCAUAUUUCUUCCUAUAAGACUACAGAAAAUGUUAAUUUUGUUUUGCUCUCAUGCCCAGGUAAAUGUUCAAAUUAGCUUUCCAGAAUAUGGCUACUUGUACCAAUGGUCAGGGUUAGGUGGUAAUGAAGAAUUUAAAUUCUUAAAAGACGGAAUUCAUCGGGAAAUUGGGUAAUUCUAAUUUUCAGUCGACAAAAACCUUGAACUAGACUGAUAUUUUAAGCCAUAUCGUAUUUCUUUUUCUUUUUUACACUUUUCAAGUGCUAUAGAUGUAAUUUGUAAUCUAUAAUAACACCAAACACAAUUUCUUAUGGAAGCCCGAGAGAAUAAAUAUCAAAUUCACGGGAAUUAAGAAAACACAGGUAAAAUCGAUCUAUCGUCAUGCUUAAGAUUUCAUUUUGUGAAAUUUGAAGCUUUUGAAGUUUUUUUUGGUGCAAAUUAGGGCUUUUGUUAUUUAAAGCUCGCUGGGAUUACCAAAUUUAAAUGUGAAAACGAAAAGGAUUCUGUAGGCCGUAGUAGUAAAAUGACGCCGUGACGUCAUCAAUUUACAUGUCAACGGUUUUUUGUGAUAAGUGCACAAGACUGUUCUUUUUUGAACAUCGACUGCAUUGUAAUCGAAAAAGAACAUGAUUAUUCAGAUUUUUGUAAACCAAUUCACCUGCAGUUGACCAAGGUCUCCUUUCCAGGGUAGGGUCGUGAAAAAAGGUCCAAACGUUAACCUUAUGCGCAUGUUACGUUUACUUUUCAAUACUAAGAAUCCAGUUGUAGUGAAAAAGUGCUUUGCUAGCAAAGUUGAGGAAAUUUAGCACCAUAGCAACUGUUACACUUUGUUCUACAAACUGCGACCUCCUGUCUCCCCCUCCCCAAGCCCCUGCAAUUUCAAUGGCAGAAAAUAUCUAUCUAUAUUGAUCUACACUAAUUUGAUAUCCAUCUAAGCUUUCAUUAAUUUCGAUAAAUUUCUUGAAACAAAAAUAAACUGUUGCUGAUCAUCGAUGGACAACUUCCGAUGUUAAAAUUCCUUAUAUUUCUACCCUUAUUCUCUCCAGGUCUUUGCAUCCAGGAAAAGAAAAGUGUAAUUUUUAUGUACCUGUUUGGCGAGCGGAGUACUUACGAGACGAUACGUACAGACAUCUGGUUGCCCUGGUCUGUAUCGAUCUAAUAGCAGCACUGUCAACGAUUCUUCUAAAUGCGCUGGUCAUUUUUGCCGUGGCAACAAGGCGCCGACUGCGAAACAACUCCACCAUACUACUUGCCUCUCUCGCAGGGGUAGAUUUGCUAACUGGCCUUGUUGUUCUACCGUUUGCCUUCUCGCUAGACCUUAAGCGACUGCUUGGCUUUGACUCAUUCUGUUCGCUCGAAAAGGCAUUUACUGUGACAUUAGCGAUGGUAACUUACGCUUCGAUCAGUCAUCUAGUCAUAAUCAGCAUAGAUCGCUUCAUAGCUAUCAAAUAUCCCUUGAGGUACCAGGAAAUUGUCACAGAGACGCGAAUAAUAUUCGGUAUUGUCCUAGAUUGGGGUUUCACGUUAUUGGUGACAAUCAAUGAACUUGUUCUGGCUCUAAUAGACAGUGAAAGUAUCUACUCUAUAUAUAUGCUCGUGAACACCAUAAUACAAAUUGUAAUUGGAACUCUUUUCAUUAUUGUUAUUUCAUUGUCUUAUGGUUAUAUUUACUCAGAAACACGACGACAAGUUAGACGUCUCCUCUACGAACAACUGCCUCAAGAAGAAAUCCAAAGAAUCAAGAAAGACAGAAAGGCUGUCACUACUCUGGCAUUCAUUCUGAUUACUUUAGGACUUACUUAUUUACCAGCAAUAAUAACAGGGAUACUGACUACUUCUCCAGGUAACAGCGUCGGACCGCCGCGUGUUCAACGCAUCACUUGGAUCUGGGUAGAACUUUCUAUCAUGUUGGGUUCCCUGUGUAACCCUAUUAUUUACUGUUGGCGAAUGGAGAACCUACGGCGUGCAUUUCUCGAGAUACUUCAUCUAAGACAAACCAAAAAAACACACCCAGGAAUAGAAAUGAGAGAAAUGCAACGCCAUCAACCUGGACCAAGUACAAACCAGGCUUUCUCGCUGCCCGCAAACGAGUAACCCGUUUUGUUUUUUAGUCAUCAUCUUGUCAUCUGCAAGCCGAAUACAUCACUCCACAAGUUUGUCGUCGAUCCACUCAACUGCAGCUCGUCGAUCCGCAACACUCUAACAAUUGGUGCACCAAUUACAUGAGGUGA